AUGUCAUCACCAUCAGUCACAUUAUCAUCAUUAGCAACAAUUGAUGUAUCACAAGAAAUUGACGAAAAAGUGGAGUUACCACCAAGUGAACCAAUUUCACCGCAAUACGUGAUACCGAUUACACCAAUCAGUACAUCACCAGCAUUAAUACCAUCAUUUAUUUCAUAUGGUAUUAGUCAUGAAACAAAUUUUGAUCAUAAUGAUGCGAAAUAUCAGUGCUGCUAUGGUUAUAUGCAUAUUAUGUUAGCUGCACGAAUUAUUUCUAUUGCUUAUUUCUGCGGAGCGGUAUUUGUCGUUUUUCUUACCGUAUGCUCACAAGGUGCAACUUUAGCAUUUUAUUCGAUUGCAUCACUUGCUUUUGCAUUUGCUAUCUUUGGUACUUUAGCAUAUGGCAUUUUUAAGGAGAAACAAAUAUUCAUUCUACCAUAUAUAAUUUUUCAAAUUACAUCAGUUUUAUGUACAAUAUUCAUAAUUGCAAUCUUUGUUAUUGGUUCUAUAUUUUCUAAUAAAAUGAUCAAUGCCCUUGCUGCUGACAUCGGUGGAAUGCGAAUCAAUGAUAACAGAAUCACUAAAUCUGAUAUGCAAAUGUUUGGUUUACUAUUUGUGAUAGCAUUAUUAAUACUACUAUUCAUUCAACUGUGGUUUAUGGAUGUUAUUUGUCGCUUUCGAAAUUUCAUUCUUGAUCGAGAAAAUUCAUUUUCAUUAAAUUUAACCUCUGUACUAAAUAAUAAUGAUGCUUUUUUUAAUGACUUAUCGUCACUUCAUUAUAAGGAGUAA
Molecule: messenger RNA, 777 nt
Organism: Brugia malayi
Lineage: Eukaryota; Metazoa; Nematoda; Chromadorea; Rhabditida; Onchocercidae
Exons: 4
Coding region: 1-777 (258 amino acids)
Source: RefSeq, a predicted model, not a curated record